Messenger RNA from Rosa rugosa (rugosa rose), 660 nucleotides. Its product is annotated as rust resistance kinase Lr10-like. Bases 1 to 660 code for a protein of 219 amino acids. The transcript is spliced from 3 exons. Gene Ontology annotation, molecular function: protein kinase activity; ATP binding. The record is from RefSeq and is a predicted model, not a curated record. Gene Ontology annotation, biological process: protein phosphorylation. Lineage: Eukaryota; Viridiplantae; Streptophyta; Magnoliopsida; Rosales; Rosaceae.
AUGUUGCCUGGAAAUUCGUUGAUUCCUAGUCAUCCUACGGUGUCAAUAACUGUGAACAUUCGGAGGGAGCUAUCCUCCUAUGUGCGUAGAGGAAAGAAUUUCUUAUCAUCAGCAGAUGAUGAGAGUUCGUUCCUUGGUUGGGAUAAGUUGCAAGAUAUUGCUUUAGGUAUAGCGAAAGGAAUUGAAUAUCUUCACCAAGGUUGUGAACAACAAAUCCUCCACUUUGACAUCAAACCCCAUAAUGUGUUGCUAGACCAUGAUUUCACUCCAAAAGUUUCCAAUUUUGGUUUAGCCAAGUUGUGUUCUAAGGAUCAAAGUGCGGUAUCCAUGACUACAGCGAGGGGAACCAUGGCCUACAUUGCACCAGAAGUCUUCUCUAGGAACUUCGGUAACGUGUCAUAUAAGGCAGAUGUAUAUAGUUUUGGAACAUUGCUUCUUGAAAUGGUUGGGGGCAGAAAGAAUUUUAAAGUCAUGGAAGACUCCACCAGCCAAGUCUACUUCCCAGAAUGGGUCUAUAACCUCUUAGAACAAGGGAACGACCUUCGCAUCCAUAUUGGGGACGAAGGAAAUGUUGAAAUUGCUAGGAAACUUGCAGUUGUGGGUCUAUGGUGCAUCCAAUGGCAUCCAAUAGACCGUCCUUCCAUGAAAACAGUUGUUUAA